This is a messenger RNA of Ciona intestinalis (vase tunicate), 3645 nucleotides long. The record is from RefSeq and is a predicted model, not a curated record. NCBI's taxonomy places the organism in Eukaryota, Metazoa, Chordata, Ascidiacea, Phlebobranchia, Cionidae.
UAAUACUGGGAAACUUAAUACUAGCGUUGAUGCGAGGUGUAGGCUAAAAACCAUGCCUUGUAUAUAUAGUACUGUGGGGUAAAAUGGGUGCUAAACACUUUGCCACGGCAUCGGAUUAAAUGUGGUGCAAGUAUUUAUGCUUUCAUACUUAGAACACACAUGCAUUAUCGUGCGUUGUAGACGGUGGCUUCAUAUACCUUGAUUCUGGAUAUUUUAACAUUAUAUAACCCGAUAGUGUCUGUUCUGUUGGGCCGUUAGGGUUAUUACAUUUACAUGUACAAGACGUAGCAGCAGCGAGAACUGAACCAUACAACCAAAGAGAUUCUCUUUUUUUAAUCUCUUUGAUACAACCGUAUACUCAUCAAAGCUAUUGGCGAUAAUAACAAGUUUAACAAGGAAUAUACUAAACAACUGAAUUAAAAACAAGACGUAAGCAAUUUUUAAAAGAAAUUAAGCAAGUACUCCGCUUUAACGUUAUUGCCACGACAAUAUACUUUUGUUUUGUUGUGCCAAAAAUAUUUUCGUUGGGAAACACUGUUCCUAUACCAUAGUUACCGCGCGUAGCGCACUGAAGCUAAAAUCGAGCGUGUACGUGAAAAGGCAGGUACUUUUGUGGGUAUGUCUCCAUCAUUAGUAGAAGAUGCACGCAACUACAUUACAAUUAAACCAGUACCAGUUUGGUCAGAAGUGAAAGAAUCAAAACUACAAGCAAGAAGUUUGAAUCAUUACUGUCUGUCAUUGCCAACACGUGAAAAAGUUUUCAAAACAAAUUAUGAACGAAGGUUCCACCAAUACACAAGCCAAGGGUAUAAGUCCUACCCAUGGAAACCAUACCAAGAAGUCGGCCAACCCUUGUAUCUAGAUUCAAAACUUCUCGUACAAACGUCACUAGGACAGCUAUCGGAUAAUGGAGGAAAACAAGAAGAAAAAAGUGACAAUAAUGAGAAAGAGCAUGGAAGGCGGGGAAUACUUACACAGAAAUCAAAGAAACAAUCUCGACAGAUGUCGACUGCCUCCUUUGUCAUGAAGCAUAGGGAACAAAAGGACUUACAAAACUUAGUGAAAGAUCUGUUGUCAGUUAAGCAAACAAUGACAAAGGUAAAAAUGGGACACGCACUCUUCCCAAUGCUCGAGGAAGAACAGAACCGACGGGAAACGGCAUUUCUGGUGCAAAAACAAAACCAGAUGAAAACAACUAAAGGUAUGCAACCUCCCAAACCUGCGGAUGACACAACAGCAGUUGAAGAAUUAUUGAAACAAGAGUUCAGCAGAGAUCCUCCAGUUAGUCCUGUGCCAAAGAAGAUGUCUUUAAAGAGAGUUGGAAGCUUAAUGGCGAUGCCCAUUGACCAGCAGCAUGCCACUCCCAUGCCUACAACCCCUUCUACCUCUAUGGUGGCAAAGAAAGCAGAAGUUCACAUUCCGAUAUCAGAGCGAGUGCGACCUUUCACCCCAUUUUCAAGUAAUAUUGGUUUCCCCAUCCACGAUAAAGGAGACCAUGUUACGGAAAGUGUUUGGAAACAACUAUGUGUUGUGCAUUGGAUAUUGCUUGCAUGUGAGGUAGAGGAUAAUGUGGAUGACCAGUUUCAAUACAAAGUGAUGAUUCCAAUCAUUGAGUGUUGGAACAAAGUUAACAGCGGGGGUAAAACUCGAGACUCUCGUAUCAUCACCCAGGAAAAAAGAAACAACAAUAAAUGGACUAAAUUUACCAGAGCUCCAAGCCAUAGAAUACUUGCAAGAAUGAAAACUCGUAAAAAACAACUCAACCUAAGUAUGAGACGUAACGCGAGUCAUGCGAGUGAUUUGAGUGGUUACCACGGUGACAGGUUACCAAGACCCCCAUCUGCGCGAUCAAUACUCGGUACAUUGGUCAACAACGACUCUGUUGAAGACUUUGAAGGAGAAUAUGGAUCGCCCACUCGUCCAUCAAGUGCUGGUCAAUCAUCUGUAGCAACCACGGUGGCCGGUUGGACUAUGGGUGGAAGUGAAUUCGGUGAUGAUGAGACUGCAACUGAUGCUGGAGGAUCUAUUAUGGAUGGGAGGAAGGAGUCGGAUCUUCAUGAGCGAGAUUAUCACGAACAUCUUCAGAAACUUCUCUCCACGGUUGGUGAAAGCGUGAGGAGAGAGAUGGAUCGAAGAGAGAGGACGGCCAAGAUUAUCGCGGAUCAGAACGGAACCCUUCCUUUGUCCGUGUAUGAAUGGUCAAGGAACAGUUACUUUAAGAUAGGAAACAAGGAGGUUAAUAUAUCCAAGAUAGUUGUACCACAAGCUACUGAAGUUACAGACUACAGCUCCCCACCUACAAUCCAUAAAUCUCCAACCAAUGUGAAAAUAAGACCACAUACUGCAGUUGCUACUAGAAGAAGAACAUCUGUCAUGCAAGGAGGACAAGACAACCCCCCCAGCAGACCAGGGACGGCUACUGGUGCUGCUCGAGUAAAAAUAAAACGACCCAUGAGUUCCCCAGCUAAACUGUCAUCACAAUUUCUAUUCAAGUUUUCAAGCGACGAAAAAGAGAAAAGUUUGGGCCAAAUACGGGACCGUUUUGACGAAGUUAAUGAUAGCAAAGCAUUGCAACUACACAACCAAUUAUCAGAGCUGGAAAAACGUAGAAAACAAAGGAUGGAAACUAAGUUUGACAUGCUUACACGAACCAAGAGCAUACAUCGUGAUUUAAAAGGAAUGAGAUCAGCAGCUCAACAGAAGUUCCUACAGGAGCAACUUAUUAAGAAGAAAAGAUCAUGUUUGGUGUCAUGUGACUGGUAUACAAUGCUUAGUGAGAACAUACCUGAUGAAGUCCACAGAGACCAGGGAUGCGAGGAGGUUCUUGAAAAGCUCUUCAUGCUAGGGAUGCAGAUGGAGGAAGGAAUGCGGCAAGUUACCGAGCAUUCAUUCCUCUCCUCUCUUCGUGUCCUCCGAUCUUGGGAGCUUUGUUCUCCAGAGAUAAGUUCCGGGAUCGAAUUUGUAAGGGAGCAUAUCGUCGGGAUGAAGUCGGAAAACUUCGACGAAUGGAGGAGCUCAAAACUUGGCCACAAGGAGGCGAUAAAGGGGUGCGAGAGCAAGAAAAAGCUUGGUUGAAAUGAAAAUUCUUAUUUUCUACUUAUUAUUAUAUAUUUUAUAAUUUUACUUAACAUUUUCUUAUACCUUACUUUGAGACUUAGGUAAAAUUAGAUUAAUGUUUUCUCUACACUGGGGAUCAAGUUUUUAAUUGUCACAUUUUUUCUGGCUUCUCUAGUGUAGUAAGGGUAUCUUAUUCUCUCCUUGUGAUCUUGUAUGUUUGGCAACUUCAGUGCAUUUCUCUUUAUAAAAACAAAGUUUUGAUCUUUGUUUCUGAAAUUAAAAUAUUUUUUUUAGUUUUAUACUUACUAAUUUCCAGCAGUUUUUUCCACCUAGUAUGGCAAAUUUCUGAUUAAAUGUUCGGUCCUACAUUGAUAUACAGUUGCUACUAAGGGUAUUUUUUUAUUAAAAUUACAAUCCUACCUGAAACAAUUAAAAAUUAUUUACCUUUUUUUAGUUCCAUCCAGAAUGUAAAUUAAUUUACCUCUUUUUAUUGAAACUGUGUUUAUUAAGCAGUAAUUUUGUAUUUUAAUUUUUGAUGCAAUCGUGGAACGCAAAGUGUAAAUAGAGAUCUACUUAACUGUAAUAUAA